Molecule: messenger RNA, 1997 nt
Organism: Rattus rattus (black rat)
Lineage: Eukaryota; Metazoa; Chordata; Mammalia; Rodentia; Muridae
Product: mas-related G-protein coupled receptor member G-like
Exons: 2
Coding region: 216-1124 (302 amino acids)
Biological process (GO): G protein-coupled receptor signaling pathway
Cellular component (GO): membrane
Molecular function (GO): G protein-coupled receptor activity
Source: RefSeq, a predicted model, not a curated record
AGGUGACACACCCGCCCACUUCUAGGGAACUGGCAGGAGCCAGCCUCAGAGGACGGGAGCAGAUUAAGGGUCCAGGAGGAGCUCAAGACAACAAGUGUGGGCUGAGCGAGCUGAACACAGCCACUGUCAGCAGGCAGCCAGCAGGGCACAGCGACUGGGUAGUGAACCCUGUCACCCUUUGCAGGGACCUCCCGGAGCACCCACGGAAGCCAGCCAUGAUGUUCUCCAUAUUCAAUUUCUGGGACACCUUCAACAUCUGGGCCAUAUUUGACAUCUGGGGCCCGAUCAACAGAGUGUUCUUCUUCCUCAGCCUCACCGUCAGCCUUGCAGGGCUGGCGGGCAACACGCUGCUGCUCUGGCACCUGGGUCUGCACAUCAAGAAGGGCCCCUUCAACACCUACCUGCUGCACCUGGCCGCCGCUGAUUUCCUCUUCCUCUCCUGCCAAGUUGCCUUCUCUCUCGCCAAGAUCGUGUCGGGCCAUGAGUACAAACUGCACUUCCCGGUCACCUUCCUCUGGUUUGCUGUAGGGCUCUGGCUGCUGUCUGCCUUCAGUGUGGACUGCUGCCUCUCCUACAUGCUCCCCUCGUAUUGCAGCCCCAACUGCCGCCCCAAGCACACUUCAUUUGUCCUCUGCCUCAUGGUCUGGGCCGUGACCAUGUCGGUCGUGCUGCUGCCAGCCAAUGCCUGUGGCCUGCUGUUCAAUGGAAUGAAUCUGCUGGUUUGCCUCAAGUACCACUGGGUCAGCGUCAUCUGGUUUGCGCUGCUGGCUGGCUCGGUGUUUGGGGUAUGCAAGUUUCUCUUAGUCUCGGAGAACUGCUGCUCGUUACAGCCACCCCCCAAGUUCUGCAAGUUGGCCCAGUUCUUCGGGGCCCUUCUGCUCUUCUGUCGCCUGCCCCUGGUUGUCUACUGGUGUCUGCGGCCAAUCAUAAAAUUCUUGCUUCCCUUUUUCUUCCCACUGGCCACCCUCCUGGCCUGCGUUGACAGCAGUGCAAAGCCCUUCUUGUACUACCUGAGGGGCAGGCAGCACAAGAAGGAGCCAGUGCUGGCAGCCCUAAGCAGGGCUCUAGGGGAAGAGUCCCAGUCAAGUGGUGGGGGGAUAUCCCUGCCCAUGCUCCGAGUGUAGAGAGCGACUCAUACACCUACCUGCCCUGCCCUCGUAGCUGCCAAGGGAUCCCAGUCUUGCUCAAACCCCUGCCAUGGUCCAGCCAUGGUCCUGGGGACUUUGUGGCUACCUCUUGUAAGCAGGAGAGAAGGGAAAGGGGACAGGCUGCAUAGUGAACUCGCAAAGAAGACAAGACCAGACAGAGGGGUGGCUGCAUGAAGAAGGGCAUGUGUCCUACAUCCUUCUGCCCCUACAGCAUCUGCCUGAGAAAACUGCCCCACCACCCUAGUAGACCAGGAGCUUUGCUUCCUCCUGCCAUAGAUGGGUCAGGUGACUGGAACUACAGCAUCGGCUUCUGGGGAGCAUUCUCUCCUCUUGUGGGCACUGAGGCCUUAUGUUGGACGCAUCCACUAAUGGGAUUCAUCUGGACUAUUCUUUCUCCCUCCCUCACCCCAACAUUCCCCGACUAAACCUCACUAUCCAGGUAAUGACACUGGGCUUGUGGCCUCCCCAAUUUUCCAACCUGGUGUUACUACUCACAGAGGCCACAAGGUGGUGGUGUUUCAUCAUUAAAUAGACCCAGUCUGUCCUGUGCACAGGGCCACCCCAAUUUGUUGCCUCCUGGGCACUUCUGCUCCUCAGGUGUUCCCCAGAGACAUCACAGUGUCAGCAGGGGGCCUUGGCUCCUACCCAGAGCCCGUCCCACCCCCAUUCUGGGUACCUCUAGGACUGUGCUCAGUCAAGCUUUUUCUGCAGACUCCUCCCUGACCUGCCAGCCAGCUUAACCUACAGUUCAAGAAAAGAGAGAGAGCCAAGCUUCCAAAGAGCACGUUAUUUUGUACAUUUUAUGAUGGUUCUUUAAUAAUUAAAAUGAAAAAAAUUAAAAACAGAAAA